GACCCAGCGGCGCUGGAGACAAAGCGGAGCGCGGAGCUCAGAGCCGGAGCCAGGGGCAAAGUUAAGAAGCUGCUUUGACUAUGAAGAGAGCUUGACUCAGUUUGUCUAAUUCUUUUUUAAACAGAAGAUGAUAAGUAAAAGUGAAUCCUAUACUUCAGGGCAGGAAUCUGUGAUCAACUCAACCUGGCUGAUUUACGUAUUAAAAGAAUGGAUUGGUCUGGACUACCACUAUCCAAACUAUAUGGGCUCCUUCUUGUGUGUGUCACUCACAAUAUUCUUUUUUCCUUAUUUACUCUGGUUUAUCGUUUGCAUCUUUUGUAAUAUUUGCCUUCACAUUUACAAGAGAAAGAACGGCCUAGAUGAUGAUUUUUCCAAUAAACUAUGGGACAAUGGAAGGCUAAUGGUGUCACGCAUAAUUAGUAUGUAUGGAAAGCUAUGGCACGGUUAUGAAGUUCAUGGCAUAGAAAAAAUACCAGAAGGACCGGGGCUUAUUGUUUAUUACCAUGGAGCCACUUCUGUAGACUACCACUUCUUUGUCUGUAAUCUCUAUAUACAGAAGGGCAGAGUCUCCUAUUCAGUAGUUGAACGUCUCUUGUAUAUGAUACCAGGCCUACAACUAUAUCUUAAACUGCUUACUGCAGUGAAUGGGGGGAGAGAACAAUGUGUUGAAAUUCUGAAGAAAGGCAACUUACUGGGUGUUGCACCAGGUGGAGCUCGAGAAUCAUUCUUUAGUGAUGAAAACUACGGUGUCUUGUGGGGUAAUCGUAAAGGUUUUGCUCAAGUGGCCAUAGAUGCAAAAGUGCCCAUCAUCCCUUUGUUUACUCAGAAUAUUCGGGAAGGCUAUAGAACACUUGGAAAAACAUGGUUUAUUAGGUGGUUGGAUGAACGUUUUCGAUUGCCAUUCGUUCCUCAAUAUGGAGGGUUCCCAGUCAAACUUCGCACAUAUAUUGGAGAUCCCAUUCCCUAUGAUCCAAAUAUAACAGCUACAGAACUAGUUGAAAAGACAAAGAUUGCUAUCGAAGCGCUAAGAGACAGACACCAAAAGCUACCAGGAAAUAUAUUAAGGGCUCUAUUGGAACGAUUUGAUAAACAUCAGAAAGAUGACUAGUGUGUUUUACAUAUGUGUUUAAAAUGUACAUACCUUGUUGUAAAAGUAUUAAAAGCUACGUUACUGUACUUUAAACUUUUUUUUAAAAUUACAGUUUCUCCCAACAAGGGCUGUCUCUCUUAUGUCUCCGAUCAGCAAGUAGAAAUGGGCCAAAACUCAAAUUCUUAAAAGAUAAAAUUGGCUUACAAAGGAUUUUGAAAAAUUUAGGCUUGUGCUCCUUUUACUAGUUUAUGGUACAUGAAGAUGGCCUUAAUUUUCCACCCCACUCAGGCUUUGAUCCUGGUACCACUGAAGGCCAUGAACCUGAUCCAAAGCCCAUUUUAAGUCAGUGGGAAUAAGAAUAGGCCAAUAAUAAAUGUCUAGUCUGGUUUUGCUGGAGAACCCCUUGGGAUGUCUCAGAUAUUUCAAUUAAAGUGAGCCUACAAUGACUGACAAGAUGUUGUUUAAAACAUAACUUUUAAGGGAGGUGCUUACAAAAACAAAUGAUAAGCCAGAGUUUAACAGUCUAAGAAUUCUUUGACUGCUCACUAGCACAGCUCCCAUUGUGCUAGUUCUCCAGUCAUCACAGAUUCUUCCAAGGUGGACAACACCUAAAAUUUUCUAAUAUAAAAAAGAAAGAAGAAACCCAAACUCUGACAAGGAGAAAAACUCAUCAGGCCUUCUUGAUGCACCAGAAAGAAUAAAUAAAUAAAUAAAUAAAAAAGCACAAACCCAUCUUUUCUCCUCUGCAGGUUACGUUUACAUUUUUGGGGUUUCACCAAGUUUAACAGUAAUUUGCUUGGCAUAGAUGCUCUGAUACAGAACAUCAUAUUAAUUCUUUCACAGCAGAAUUACUAACCUAUUCAGACAUUGUAAAAAGUUGAAGCACGGUCUAAUGUUUGAAUUGUUUAGAUUGUAAACAUAAGGAUUGAAAAUCCUGACCCCGCUUAGGGUGACCAGAUGUCCCGUUUUUAUAGGGACAGU
Molecule: messenger RNA, 2071 nt
Organism: Caretta caretta (loggerhead turtle)
Lineage: Eukaryota; Metazoa; Chordata; Testudines; Cheloniidae
Source: RefSeq, a predicted model, not a curated record